GGGGAUGCACCUAGGCACGCCCGUGUCCUUCCCGGCGGCGCCAAGCAGAGGACAGCCCCAGAUACUGGAGGGAACUAUCUGACUGACUCCGGACUGGGAUCCCAAUCCAGGUAAACAAAACCACCAAGGCACCUACUUUACCCUCAGCCACAGAAGGCAAAUCUCUCGGCUUUCCCCUCCCCCGUCUAUCAGUGCGGGCAGAAGGUGGAGCCCCAGGCUCUAAACGGGGCGGAUCCUGUGGCCCGGAGAGACUGAGGCCACUCGCUCGCCUGAGCAAGGAUACCAUGACGCUACUUCAAGUCUUGGAACCUGGAGACUGCCCCCAGAAGGCAACAUGGUACUCCUUGGCUCCCCCUGGACAUGGCCCCUGUGCUCGAGUUGGCCAUAACUGCCUCUACCUUCCCCCUGGUCAAGAUACAGAUCAAGGAAAAGUCUUCGUGGUAGGGGGAGCAAAUCCUAAUGGCAGCUUCUCGGAUGUGUACUACAUUGAUCUGGCUACCCAUCAAUGGAAUGAAGUAGAUUGUGAGGGUCUAUUGGCCCGCUAUGAGCAUGCCAGCUUCCUUCCUCUCAGCACCCCUGGCAGGAUCUGGGUAUUUGGAGGAGCAGACCAGUCAGGGAACCGAAAUUGCUUACAAGCAUUGGAUCUUGAAACCAGGAUGUGGAGCACUCCUAAUGUGACUGGCACACCGCCAUCCCCAAGAACAUUUCACACAGCAUCAGCGAUCAUCGGAAACCAGCUAUAUGUUUUUGGUGGUGGGGAAAAAGGUGCCAAGCCUGUUCAGGACACACAGCUCCACGUAUUUGACGCAACAACAUUGAGCUGGUCACAGCCAGAAACCUGCGGGGAACCACCCCCACCUCGUCAUGGCCAUGUGAUGGUGGCAUUGGGGCCAAAGCUCUUUGUCCAUGGUGGUUUGGCAGGGGAUGAAUUCUAUGAUGAUCUAUAUUGCAUAGACACAAAUGACAUGAAAUGGGAGAAGUUAGAAACCACAGGGGAUGUCCCAUCAGGCUGUGCUGCCCAUUCCGCCGUGGCCAUUGGGAAGCACAUAUACGUCUUUGGAGGAAUGGCUCCCACAGGGGCACUGGCUACAAUGUACCAAUAUCACAUAGAAAAACAACACUGGAGCCUGCUUAAAUUUGAUACAUAUUCACCCCCUGGACGACUGGAUCAUUCAAUGUGCAUCAUUCCUUGGCAUGUGGCUCCUGCCUCUGCAGAAGAACAUACAAAUAUAGGCAGUGUCAAUAGCAAUGUAGAGAAAGAAGGCUUAGCUGAUGAAAUUGUGAAAGGUGAUGACUUAGAUCAGAAGGAGACAGACACAUUCCUGUGCUUAGUGUUUGGUGGGAUGAAUACUGAAGGGGAAAUCUACAGUGACUGUGUUGUAACACUAGUUGACUAAUAAAAUUCAUGUUUUCUUAAUAUCUUUCAAAUUUUCUAUGUUAAGAAAUUAGAAGUGAACAACUGUUAGGGGAAGAUAGGACAGCAACAUUAAUUUUAUACUAGAAGCUUAAGUGUUUUGUGCUGUACAAUGUUUCCAUAUUGACACAGUCAGAUUGACCAGAUAAAGAGAUUAUCUAAAAAGUAAAAAACUUCAAGAAUCAUAGAAUGUUAGAGAUGGAAGGGGACCUUAGACUAGAAGUUCUUAAACUUUUGUGUGUGUCAUGGAUGUUAAAAAAAAAAAACAACAAAUAAACAAGUUUGCAAACCUUGUGUUAA
Messenger RNA from Vombatus ursinus (common wombat), 1714 nucleotides. RefSeq names its product rab9 effector protein with kelch motifs-like. Gene Ontology annotation, molecular function: protein binding. Bases 285 to 1397 code for a protein of 370 amino acids. Lineage: Eukaryota; Metazoa; Chordata; Mammalia; Diprotodontia; Vombatidae. The transcript has 9 exons. The record is from RefSeq and is a predicted model, not a curated record.